Messenger RNA from Xenia sp. Carnegie-2017, 1347 nucleotides. RefSeq names its product QRFP-like peptide receptor. The record is from RefSeq and is a predicted model, not a curated record. Gene Ontology annotation, biological process: G protein-coupled receptor signaling pathway. The coding region runs from base 307 to 1347 and encodes 346 amino acids. The transcript has a single exon. Gene Ontology annotation, molecular function: G protein-coupled receptor activity. NCBI's taxonomy places the organism in Eukaryota, Metazoa, Cnidaria, Anthozoa, Malacalcyonacea, Xeniidae. Gene Ontology annotation, cellular component: membrane.
UAGUGUGCGGCAUUAGUCGAGUGGAGUUGUUCAAAAAACAACAGAAAAUAUUUUCCAUGCAAUUAAUACGGAAGAAAAACAAUGUAGAAUAAUAUUGUUAUCUGUUAACUUUGAUGGUGGCCGCUGCAAAUGUCUUAAUGUUCAUGAAAGAUAAUCUUAUAAUGUUGGAUAAGUAUGUACUUGAUUUGAUAAUCAGAUAUCCCGUAUUAAAAAUGUAGAGUCUUAUAAAACGCUUCGUCUUCCCAACUGACAUAACUCUUCGUAGACUCAGCGCUAUAUCACUAUACUUAACUAUUACACGACACUAUGAUGGCAGAAAGCAAAGAAAACGUUUCAACGGUAAACACGACCGAAGAAAGCGAGUAUUGGGAUGAGGAGAUCAUUGAAAGGUACAGAACUGUAAUCAUCGUUCAGGUGGCUUAUCUGUCAUUUCUCUGUGUAUUUGGUACGACUUUGAAUAUGAUCGUAAUAUUCAGAGCUCUGCGUUACAGAAACAGCUUGCUAACAUCGGGAACUUAUCGAAAAAUUUCAAUCGAUUCGACGAACAUGUUUGUUAUCAGUCUAGCAAUAGCGAAUCUUGGCACGUCAACUUUUUCAAUCGGUCUAAUAAUACUGCCGCUGUAUUUCAAAAAUAUUCCCGUCACCAACUUUGCGUGUCGUUUCAUUUGGCCAAUUCGUGAACUUUUUUACGCUGUCUCUUGCUUCUCUCUCACUCUCAUCGCCGUCAGCCGUUACUUCAUUCUCUUUAAGACUUUCCAAAACAGAAAGAUAUUUCGCUAUCCCAUCUUAAAUAACAUUGUACUCUGGCUGUUCUGUUAUUUCGUCUUCGCGUUUCCAUACAGUCGAGGGUACAAACCGGAGCAAGUGAACGACAUAUUGAUUUGUGAUACGACUAACUGGUCAACAUUGCAAGAGGAGCGGGGUUAUAUAACAUUUGUCGUUGUCGCCCAUGUCGUCAUACCAACUAUGUUUGUCGGUAUAAGUUAUAUUGGCAUAAUAACACGACUGAAGCAUGCAAGUAACAUGAUAGCACCGUUAUCCACGAUUAAAAUGGCACAUCCAAAUGAAGAUAUGUUGUCGACGGUCGUCAAAAGUCAUCGAGCAGUAAAAAUCUCCCUUCUCUUACUUCUCAGUUACAUGAUAACGUUCAUACCGAUUGCUUGUCUUCUUCUGUUCUUGCAGUACAAAGAAAUAACAGAGGAUAUGUUUCCUGAGAUCGAGUACAUAUAUGUAAUAUGUACUUGUCUGGUGAACUCUGGAGUUGUCAUGGACCCAGUUAUUCUCAUGUUGAGCAAUAGGGGUUAUAGACCCAAUUUACGUGCACUUAAAAACUGCUUUCAGACAUAG